CACAGAAUCCUCCUGAUACCACCGACACGAUGACUUACACGAAGACCUACCCCACUCCUCUCACAACCGAGAUUUCCAACCCUCGGCUGCGGCUUCUGAACAAGAUCAAAGCCGGAGAAUACCCGUUGAUGACUUUCAUGGCCCUCCCUUCCGUGCGCAUGGCCCAGAUUGUCGCUCUGACCGGGGUUGACGGUAUCAUCAUUGAUUGCGAGCAUGGUCAUAUCUCCGACGACGCCAUGCACAACUCUGUCGCAGCCAUUUCCUCCCUGGGUGUAUCCCCCAUCAUCCGCAUUCGCGGUCCCACUCAUGACAUUGUCAAACGUGCGCUCGAUACGGGUGCCCACGGCAUCAUGGUUCCCCAAAUAAACACCGUCGAAGAGGCACAACAAGUGGUGGCGUCCGCCAAGUUCCCGCCACAGGGAUUGCGGGGGCAAGGGUCCGCCUUUCCUGCCAUCGGUCAUGGCCUGACUACGCCCGAGUACAUGAAGUCAGCCAAUGAGACUAUCAUCACCAUGAUUCAAAUUGAGACCCGUGCUGGUGUGGAGAAUGUCGACGCAAUCUGCGCCGUUCCGGGUGUGGAUCUUGUCUUCAUCGGACCCAAUGACUUGGCACAGUCUCUCCUCGGCUACGUGCCUGCACGGGGAGAUGAGCCGGAGUUUGUUGCUGCAGUUGAGAAGAUUGUUACGGCGGCGAGGAAGCAUGGCAAGUGGGCAGGGAGAAUGGUUAACAAUGGGACUUUGGCAAAGGAGGCUAGAAAGACAUAUGACACGGUCGCUAUCACAGGCGACACCAAAGCGAUUCAGAAUUGGUAUAUGGCAGAGUUUGAGGUAGCAAGGUCAUGAACAGAGUGGACUGUAUAGAUUAGAAAACAUUGUCAUUUAGCUGAACUAGAAGAAUGAGAGCAUUGCCUCGUAUCGAAGACUCUUCUGCUGUAGCAUGGCUAAUGACAUGUACUGCUUAUGUCCAUGACCAAAUAGAGAUAGAAUUGACGAAUUCCAGUGAGCUGAUAAUGAAGUAAUA
Messenger RNA from Aspergillus eucalypticola CBS 122712, 1020 nucleotides. RefSeq names its product HpcH/HpaI aldolase family protein. The record is from RefSeq and is a predicted model, not a curated record. Lineage: Eukaryota; Fungi; Ascomycota; Eurotiomycetes; Eurotiales; Aspergillaceae. Gene Ontology annotation, cellular component: cytoplasm. The coding region runs from base 30 to 842 and encodes 270 amino acids. Gene Ontology annotation, molecular function: aldehyde-lyase activity. The transcript has a single exon.